AUGAAGAAGUCCAUCGCUGUUGCGCUGACAAUCGGCGCGAAGUGUGCGCUGGGGUUGGGUCUUUCAACACCCACCCUCCGCUUCACAGACAAGGGAACAUUUCAAAUCUCUAUAUUCUCAGAUUUGCAUUAUGGCGAAGCCGAAGAUCUGGACUGGGGUCCUCAACAAGACAUCAACUCAACCCGCGUCAUGAACAGCAUCUUGGACAAUGAAAGCCCCCAACUUGUCGUGCUCAACGGCGACUUGAUCACCGGCGAAAACACCUUCAAAGCUAAUUCCAGCCACUAUCUUGAUCAAAUCGUGGCCCCACUGGUAGGUCGCAAUCUUUAUUGGGCAUGUACAUACGGUAAUCACGACAGCCAAUUCAAUCUCUCGCGACGAGACAUCUUUACACGCGAGAAGCGAUACCCGAAUUCUCUGACGCAGAGUAUGGUUCCGCCCUUUAGCUAUGAAUCUGGUGUGUCGAAUUAUUAUUUGCCAGUCUACUCGGCUGAUAAGAAGGACAAGACGCCGAAAGUGAUUCUGUGGUUUUUUGAUAGUAGGGGUGGGUAUGAGUUUCAAAGCGUAGACAAGAAUGGGAAUGGUAUUCCUAUUGAUGACUUUGUUGAUCAGUCGGUAGUCGACUGGUUCACCAAGACUCGCGAUCACCUCAACAAGGUCCAUCGUAAGACUAUUCCUUCACUGGCAUUCUUCCACAUCCCCGUCACUGCCAUGCUCGCUUUCCAGGAAACCCCUGGUCCCAAGUCGCAUACCGAACCGGGUAUUAACGAUGAUGUUCCGCUCGCCGGGCAAGGUCCAUCCGAUGGCUCCUUCAAUUACACUGGUAAAGACAAGCCUUUCAUGAAAGCUUUGGUCGAGACGGAGGGUUUGAUAGCUACAAUUAGCGGACAUGAUCACGGGAAUGAUUGGUGCUUCAAAUGGAACACUACCCUCGCCGAAAUGGACAUCAAAGGCGACGGCGUUGUCCUCUGCUUCGACCGCCACAGCGGUUACGGCGGAUACGGUAGCUGGACUCGUGGAUCACGGCAAAUCCUGUUAGACGAGAAAACAUUGGGGAAUCAGACUAUCACAUGGGUCCGUCUUGAAGAGGGAAGCGUCUCUGGUGCUGUGACACUGAAUGCUACCUAUGGCCAGGAUUAUUAUCCAGCUGUGGGGGAUACGUCGACAUAA
Messenger RNA from Talaromyces marneffei, 1170 nucleotides. RefSeq lists its product as uncharacterized. Gene Ontology annotation, molecular function: hydrolase activity, acting on ester bonds. Lineage: Eukaryota; Fungi; Ascomycota; Eurotiomycetes; Eurotiales; Trichocomaceae. The transcript is spliced from 4 exons. The record is from RefSeq and is a predicted model, not a curated record. Gene Ontology annotation, cellular component: cytoplasm. Bases 1 to 1170 code for a protein of 389 amino acids.